CAAAAGUAUUCACUGUUCUUAUGAAUAGUUCCAUGUGGAGCUAUUACAAUGACACCCUUACAUUUAAUGAUUUGCCGGAAUUGCCCUUCCUUAGCUAUGUGCAUUUGCUUGCCAUUUAUAGCGGAUGAGACAGCUGGUCUUCAUAUCCUUCUUUGUGUAUACGGAUUGUAUUUCGGAUUUACUGACAAAUUGAGCUCUAUAGAAUCUCAAAAUGUGUAGAUGGAUUUGCUGCCAAAUUGAACCUUAAAUUCAAAAUAGCUAAUUACAUAGAGUUGUAAUGCGUUUUCCAGUGUCAUUGGUGCUUUCAUCCUUAUGAGACUGGAUUGGCAUGUGGUAUUGAUUUAAUUCCUGCUGUGUUAUUUGGAAUGGUAACAAAUGAAGUGUGGAUUUGGGUUUUUAAAACAGGUGGCAUAUCAACUGGUUAUUGGUUGACUUCAAAUGUUCUUAUUUUUGCUUUUUGUGGGGUUACAGGAUUGUUGAUAGAAUUGUUUGUGCUUCUGUUGCUGGACCUUGGUUUGUUUUGGUGUGUCUGGAAGACUUUUCAAGGUUAUGGCUAGACGAUCAAACAGAGUCUGUGUUCCUUUUUAACCUAUUUCGGAAAAGGUUGUUGCUUGGUUGCAAUUUCCUUCUCCGGUAUAUGGAUUUAUAGAUGCUGCAAAGAAUAAUGUCUUUGUGCGGGUGUAUCGGCCAAACUCCCGUACAAAGUUUAUCUUUUAUGGUGGAGAUGCUGCUACGGUUGAAGAGUCUCGUGAGAGAGCAGCUCACAAGGUUGUGAAAAGAUUAGUUUGCCGGUUUAAUGUUCGAGUGUCUGACUUCACGUAUGAGCGUAUGAAGAUGUAUCGCUUGUGUGUGAAAUUGUAUAAGAAUUUAUGUGCUAAAUUAGUACACGACAGAGAAGACUUGAGUCGCAUUCGUGCAGAAUGCAGCACACGGGAGGAUGUACCGUUUCAUGAUGUUCAUGUUGGACUUGAUUUUGUGCAGUUUCUGGGAGUAUUAGUUAGGAAGACUGGUGUAACUGCCAGUGGUAAUGAGACCACCAAGCUAGAAGGACAUGGUUACAUGUCCUGGUUAAUGGUCACUUGUUCACAUAACAAUAUUGGAAUGGAGUGCAUCUUCAGUGAUCCUUGUCCUGAAAGGGAUCUUGCUGAACAGCGAGUUGCUAAGAAGGCAUGUUUUUUUAUAUCUUCUAUGCUCAAUUUAGAUAUUGUUGAUGUCAAUUAUGGUGCUGCUGCCAAGCUGAGCGUAGAAUGUUCCUUGAUUAGGGAAAGGUAUAUGGUUUUGAAAAGCCAUGUUCAGUGUUUGCAAGGGAGUUCUACCCAAGCUAAGGCUGUUACCUGUUUGGUUAGUGAUGGAUGUGAGACACCGACUGAUGAAGCAAACCAGAUUCCGGUCCUUGCUAUUCCGCCAAGUCUUCCAGCUAAGCGCACCAUUGAUAGAAAAAAGUUGCCUACGAGUGCUGUGGGGGUCCAUGUUUCUGAUCAGCUUGUUUCUGGCUUGAUUGAAUUUGCUAAUGGUCACAAAUGUGCUAGGGUUGAAUAGGCAAGUGUAGCAAACUUAGCUGCCUUUAGGGUCUAGAGGCUUUAUGGUAUGUAAGUAGAUGUUAGGGCUGUCUCAGUGAUGUAGUUGCUUUGUAGCUUGAUUUGUCCUACUAUUGAUGUCUGUUUUAGGAUGCAAGACAUAGCCAGUAUUAUGUACCUUUUGGUUUUUGCUGAUGUACUGAAUCGAACUACUUUGGUGUACUGCCUGUUAUGGCUUUUUCAUAAUAAAAGUUGGUGUUU
Messenger RNA from Chenopodium quinoa (quinoa), 1778 nucleotides. RefSeq lists its product as uncharacterized. The transcript has 2 exons. The record is from RefSeq and is a predicted model, not a curated record. NCBI's taxonomy places the organism in Eukaryota, Viridiplantae, Streptophyta, Magnoliopsida, Caryophyllales, Amaranthaceae. The coding region runs from base 829 to 1539 and encodes 236 amino acids.